GGGGGUGGGAGGGGGGGGGGGGGGGUUGUGAAGGGGGAGGGGAGGUGUUGGGAGCAUCAAUGAGCCCGUUGAUCAGAAAAGACCACCAGACUGGUAAUGACACAGUUCAGUGAUCAGACCACAGACCAACAGAACCGGGCCUCCAGCGCGCUCCGUCUUUAUUAACCCGGGACGUCGUCGUUGAUCCUCAGUCUACCUCGGACCCCGACACCUGCUGCGUCGACGCCCGCCAUGGUUUGGACCGCUGCUCUCCUCGUGGUUGUCAUCUCAUACGCCGACUCUGACGAUUACUGUUACAAUGAGCCACACUGUGAUCCUUAUGCCUGGGGCGACAUGUUCCCAUCCUGCCACCCACUACUUGAAGAGCACCACUCACCCAUCAACCUGGACCAGCACAUGGUCAGGAACAGUUCCCUGGACUCUUUACAUCUGGAGGGUUUCGAUGCGGCCCAGCCCGCGGGCCACUGGACGCUCCAGAACGACGGACACUCUGUUGUGCUCCACAUGGGCAGCGGCAUGUCGGUGAGUGGUGGAGGUCUGCCAGACGUGUACCACACCGUCCAGCUGCACUUCCACUGGGGGGCGCAGGCCACUAAUGGUUCAGAGCACACAGUGGACACGCGGCGAUAUCCUAUGGAGAUGCACAUCGUCAACGUGAAGGCCGUCUAUCCCAACCUGACGGCAGCCUUGGACGACCCCACAGGACUGGCUGUCCUCAGCUUCUUCAUUGAUGUCGUUUAUGCCGACAACGUGCACUUUGGACACAUCACACAGAAACUGUCCUCUGUGGCGCUCAAAGGUCAAACCACCAAAAUCAAGCCGUUCCCUCUGAUCAGCCUUCUGCCGAAACACAACAUGAGCCAGUAUUACAGGUAUUACGGCAGCCUCACCACUCCUCCCUGCUCCCAGGUGGUCGUGUGGACCCUGUAUGAAGUUCCCAUCCACAUAUCCUGGUCUCAGCUGGCCCAGUUCACCUCGCAGAUCUUCUCCACGGAGGAGGACGCCGAGCAGGUCACGCCCCUGCAGAACAACUUCAGGCACGUUCACGAAACCUUCAGUCGCGUCGUCUCUGCAUCCAAAGACGCCAAACUGCUGAGCGGGACGGCAGCUCGUCCCCUCGGCUCCGCAGCGACACUGAUGUUAAUCAUUACCGUGGGACGUGUCUCGUCCGCACUUUAGCGUUAUCGUCUUAUCGUCUCAAUAACAGAUACGUCACAACACGACAGGAAAAACAACAUUGACAUCGUUUCACACCUGUAGUACGACUCGACAGGUAGACUGUCCGUCAUACGAAGUGGAAAAGUGAUUGUGUAUUUUUUUUUAAUUAAAAAAGAGGAAGAUUAUUUUUGUUAUUUCUGUAGUUCGUUAAACUCUGUCAGAGCUUCACCAACACUUGAAACAGAAAGACUGGAGCAACAUCAGUACAAUCCUAACGUAUUCUCAUUAGACUGCUCUAAUUUUCAGAUGCGAAACAAAUUUAUAAAAUUUUUAAAUGUAAAUAAAAUUAAACGUCGACUAGAUUUAAUGUGUUGUGCCGUUUUUUUUUUAUCUCACUUUGGCCCAUAGUUAUUUAC
Molecule: messenger RNA, 1574 nt
Organism: Cynoglossus semilaevis (tongue sole)
Lineage: Eukaryota; Metazoa; Chordata; Actinopteri; Pleuronectiformes; Cynoglossidae
Gene: car15
Product: carbonic anhydrase 15
Exons: 8
Coding region: 232-1179 (315 amino acids)
Cellular component (GO): plasma membrane
Molecular function (GO): carbonate dehydratase activity; zinc ion binding
Source: RefSeq, a predicted model, not a curated record